Messenger RNA from Ictalurus punctatus (channel catfish), 7444 nucleotides. It is a transcript of the gene bmpr1ab, whose product is annotated as bone morphogenetic protein receptor, type IAb. Gene Ontology annotation, molecular function: ATP binding; SMAD binding; transforming growth factor beta receptor activity, type I. Lineage: Eukaryota; Metazoa; Chordata; Actinopteri; Siluriformes; Ictaluridae. Bases 2219 to 3811 code for a protein of 530 amino acids. Gene Ontology annotation, biological process: protein phosphorylation; BMP signaling pathway; dorsal/ventral pattern formation. Gene Ontology annotation, cellular component: plasma membrane; signaling receptor complex. The record is from RefSeq and is a predicted model, not a curated record. The transcript has 13 exons.
AGGAAAAUGGAGAAAAACACUGAGGAGAAAAUUAGAAGCUUGCAGUGGGCUGUGCUCGCAUCUUGGCUUUGCUAAGAAAAACGCUUUUUCUUUCUGUGCCAGUCUUAAGAAACACAAAUGGGCAGAGACUUUAGUGCUUGUGGUUUAUUCUCCCUGUCUCAGUGCAGUGAAUAUGAAUAGACUCACAAGUAAACAUUGGGUAUUUUUAAGCUACUUAACUGUGGAAGUUGCUUUUAAAAAAUUUUUUUUAUAAGCUUCUAGCUAAUCAGAUUAGUUGUAAGUGUUUGUCACUGGAAACAUCAAGCCAUUUUUUUAUGUGUCAGUUUAAUAUGCAGAUUCUUACUAGUGUCUGAGGGAAAGUUUCAUAUAAAUGUAGUAUGUCUGUGCUUCGUGACUGAGGAGUGUAUCUGGGUGUUUAGGUGUGUGUGUGUUGUUUCUAUCAUAUUGUAUUUGUACUGUGGCUUUAACUCUCGCCUUCUUGUUGCGGCGUCUCUUUGAAGGUUUUAUCACCACAGUGCAUGCGUGGUUAAGAUUGUGAAGUAGUCUGCGCUCCAGAUAAUUAUCACUAAUGGGGGACAUCAUUGUGUGUGAAGAGAAUAGCAACUGUCCCAGGAUUAAUAAUGUGAAUUCUUCCUCCUCCUCCUAGAAUCUCUUCAGUUUGCUCUGAUUUAAAUUUAGAUCAAGGGUUCUUCUACCUUUUGCAGCGUCUUUAAAAGUAGGGGGAAAAUAUCCACAUACAGCCUCAGGUUUAUUUUAUGAACCAUUCAGAUAUUUUUAGACGCAUUCGUCAAAUGUGUAAAGUGAUCCUAUGAAUGAUUUAUUGGAGUCAAACCGGUUAUGAACUCGUUAAUAAAUGCAGAAGCCACUGAUUUAGAUGACCGAAAGAGUGCUGAGGUUUUGUUUGGUCUAGAUUUUGAUCCAGUUCUUCUGUGGUGUUUUUCUCGGUAACAGUUUCAAUCACUCUGUGAUGUGAAACUGUUUUCUUCCAUGAAGAGUUGAAAAGUUCUCAUGCGCUCUUAAGGUUGGUGGUGGUGUGCUGUUAUAUCUAGGGAACUCGUGGGUAGAUAGAUUGCAGGCAACAUCUCUGUGUUUCAGACACAUGUGAUUUUCCCUCACGUAGGAUUGUAGUUCAGAAGUUCAGACUUGUUGCUCUUAACAGCUUUUUGUUGAUGUUUGUAAAUUGCAUGAUGUAUUAUUUUUUUUCCUAAGGGAAGUUCUCAAAUUUGCUGCCAGUUUUCUAGAAACAUCUGUCUGAAUUUGUUAGGCAAUUUUGUCUUGCCUGUUUACCUCGCCGAGGCUCUUUUCCGACCCCUCAAGCUUUCACCAGGACGAUUGUAGUGCUGGUUUGGGGGUGGGGGUAUUGGAAGCAAGCACAAGAAUCGGGUUACUGCCCCACUGUGCUAUGAGCUGAAGGACAGGAGAAAGCAAUAUGCUAGUUUCUCAGCCUCACUUUAAACAUAGCUGUAUAUAAUCUUCCAGUAGUCUGGUUAAGCUGUUUUACUUAUUCCAACUUACUUCAGUUAACCACUUGGUAAUAUAUUGUUGGUAGUAAGAUGUAGCCGUGUGUGUGUGUGUGUGUGUUCACCGUCCACUUUCAGAGCUUUUCCUUUGUAAUAUGCCCUUGGCUGACAUAAGACGUGGUUUUGAAAAGCCAAAGGAGGGCUUCAGUAACUGCAAUGAAUGUAGGCUGAAACAUUGUCUGGAGCGAUCUUAUCGCUCGUCGCAGCAAUAGCCUACCUGUUUACUUCCCUUUUUACUGCAGAGACAGGCAUGCACUUCCUGGCUCGGCCACUUUUUUUCUCGCUGAAUGUUAUCGACAGAUCUUAAUGAGCGCUCAGUCUACAAAUGACUUGUGUGGGUCUGGCAACCGAAGAACACCUCUUUUCAGGAGCUCUGAGGAUAGAAGAGAAGCUCCGUUGAGGGAUUGUGGGCACAUUGGUGCUGCUGCUCCUUGAAAGUAGUCUGGAAAUUCCCUCAAGGUGGGACGCCUUGUCCUUCAACACUCAUGAAUCUGGCCAGGCCGUGCUGUCUGAAACAUCAUGCCUUGCUGCACUGGCUCCCUGCUCAGGGUUUUAACCAGGAGGAAUCCAUGAUUAGGCUUUGAAGUCCUUACCACUCUGUCUUGCUGUCCUGCUGUCUGUAUCCUGAGACGUGUCCCUCCACACCAUCACUCUACAGCACCGAACCAUCUGCUGCCUCUCAUCCUUUAACUGGCACAAUGAAGACAAUCAGGGUCUUCUUUGCAGUGUUCGGAGUCUUCCUUCUCAUCAGUCAAUCAGAAGGUGGGCAGAAUCCAGACUACGUGCUCCACGGCACGGGAGUGAAACAUGGAGAGCCAAAAAAAUCUCAGGCAGAGGACGGCUCCACCGUGGCACCGGAAGAUGCUGCACGAUUCCUCAGCUGUUACUGCUCAGGCCACUGCCCAGAGGACGCCACCAACAGCACCUGCGAGACCAACGGGCAGUGCUUUGCCAUCAUCGAGGAAGACGAGCAUGGUGAAGCUGUUCUCACAUCUGGAUGUAUGAAAUAUGAAGGUUCCCACUUCCAGUGCAAGGAUUCUCCCAACGCUCAGACGAGGAGGACGAUAGAGUGCUGUUCCACAAACUUCUGUAACAGAGACUUGCAGCCUACUCUCCCACCUCCUGUUAUCCAAGACCCCUUAUUUGUGAAUGCCCACUGGCUGGCCUUCUUGAUCUCUGUGACCGUGUGCUGCUUCACACUCAUCGCAAUUACCAUUGUGUGCUACUACAGGUAUAAGCUACAGACAGAGAGGAGACGCUACCAAAGAGACCUGGAGCAGGACGAGGCCUUCAUUCCUGUUGGCGAGUCUCUGAAAGACCUGAUCAGCCAGUCGAGCACCGGCUCAGGCUCAGGCCUCCCCCUGCUGGUGCAGCGCACUAUUGCUAAACAGAUCCAGAUGGUGCGUCAGAUUGGGAAGGGGCGCUAUGGUGAGGUGUGGCUCGGCCGAUGGAGAGGAGAGAAAGUGGCAGUAAAAGUGUUUUUCACUCGUGAGGAGACCAGCUGGUUCAGGGAGACGGAAAUCUACCAGACUGUAUUGAUGAGACAUGAGAACAUUCUCGGUUUUAUUGCAGCUGACAUUAAGGGCACCGGAACCUUCACGCAGCUCUUCCUCAUCACCGACUACCAUGAGAACGGCUCUCUGUACGACUACCUGAAGUUCACCACCCUGGACACUCAGGCUCUGCUGAAGCUGGCCUACUCUGCAGCAUGUGGUCUGUGCCACCUCCAUACUGAGAUCUAUGGCACGCAAGGCAAACCAGCCAUCGCUCACCGAGACCUGAAGAGCAAGAACAUCCUCAUCAAGAAGAACGGCACUUGCUGCAUCGCUGAUCUGGGUCUGGCUGUUAAAUACAACAGUGACACUAAUGAGGUGGACGUCCCUCUGAGUACACGGAUGGGGACACGGAGGUAUAUGGCCCCUGAGGUUUUGGAUGAGACGAUGAAUAAGAAUCAGUUCCAGGCUUACAUCAUGGCAGACAUUUACAGUUAUGGCCUGGUGGUUUGGGAGAUGGCCCGCCGAUGUGUGACAGGAGGCAUUGUGGAAGAGUACCAGUUACCAUACUGGGACGCAGUUCCUUCAGAUCCAUCUUACGAGGACAUGAGGGAAGUCGUGUGUGUAAAGGGCAUGCGGCCUACGGUCUCCAAUCGCUGGAACAGCGACGAGUGUCUCAGAGCCAUGCUGAAGCUGAUGUCCGAGUGCUGGGCCCAUAACCCAGCCUCUCGCCUCACUGCUCUGAGAAUAAAGAAAACACUUGCCAAAAUGGUGGAAUCACAAGACAUCAAAAUAUGAAGUACAUCACUACACAUUACACUGUGUGCUUCUGUGGCAGAGUGGAAAUGUGAACUCCUUUGAACCAGGAAUUGUUCCCAAACAUAAAUGUGAAGCGGAGUGCUACAGAGCAGAGCACUUCUCUUUCACUGAAAUCCCUCAGUGUCCCUGUAGCACCCUCUGCUGGACUGGGAGUGCCAUGUCACCACUUCAAAGAAGUCGACAGACCUAGUGUGGGUCUAUUUGAUCUUAAACACUAACUAAGUAGAGUGAUCUAGCUGUUUCCCUACUUCAACCGUCCAUCCUCUUUUACUUUAGACAGUCUAUUAGCAGAGAUCUGCCAAAUAAAUUGCUUUCUGUGAAAGCUCUGUGUGUCAUGAUGCAAAUGGCAGCACGUACCAACGGAGUGGAAAUCCGGAAAUACGAGACCGUUUUGGAGAAGGCUGAUUCAUUCUCUAUAUAGUAUCAUUCUUCCAUCCCUCAGCAGCCAGAGAGAUGUAUGCAUCAAAGUGGAGGUAUUCUUCCAUGCGGACUCGAAAUGACUGCUCUGAAUACGGAUUAUGUGCAGCACACAAUAUUGGUACAAAGGAAAGCAAACUGUUAUUUUAAAUGAUAUUCUCUCAUAUUAUUAUCGAUUAGUAAAUAUUAUUCAUCAAUAAUGUUAUUGAUAUUUAAAAAAAAAUUCUCACAAAGAAUUUCUUACACAUUCUCUAUUUUAAAAAAUCUGUCCAAUUAAUAUUGAUGUGUUGUCCAAAAAUAUUUGGAUGAUGUAAUCGGUGCGGAUGGAAGUAUAGGGGCAGGGCCGUUUUGAGCUGUAACCAGUGUAAGCGGUCAUCUGGGGCUGCCAGUGUAAUCACAAAUUUUCCACACCAUGAUACGGAAAUCAUUCUACACUUUAUAAAUGGCUGUCAGUCAUCUACAGUGCCCUCCACUUAUAUUGGCAAAUAUGAGCAAAGAAGGCUGUGAAAAAUGUGUCUUUAUUGUUGAACCUUUUGCUGUUUUGUUAAAAGAAAUUCACAAAAAUACUCUGCUCUCAUAGAUAUCAAACAAUUGCAAACAAAACACAGGUUUAUAAAAAACAAAAUAUCUUUGUUAAAUAUAGGUGUGCAACAAUUAUUGGCACCCUUUUAGUCAAUACUCUGUGCUACCUCCCUUUGCCAAGAUAACAGCUCUGAGUCUUCUCCUAUAAUGCCUGAUGAGGUUGGAGAAUUCAUGGCAAGGGAUCUGAGACCAUUCCUUCAUACAGAAUCUCUCCAGAUCCUUCAAAUUUCGAGGUCCACGCUGGUGGAGACUCCGCUUCAGUUCACCCCACAGGUUUUCUAUGGGUUUCAAGUCUGGACUGGGAUGGCCAUGGCAGGACCUUGAUUUUGUGGUCAGUAAACCAUUUUACCAUGGCCUGUUUUAAGCUUGCGGGCAGAGGCAGUCAGGUUUUCAUUUAAUAUCUGGUGAUAUUUGAGAGUCCAUGAUGCCAUGUAUCCUAAUGAAAUGUCCAGGUCCUCUGGCAGAAAAACAGCCCCAAAACAUGAGAGCCACGAUCAUAUUUAACCGUGGACAUGAGGUACAUUUCCAUAUAGCUACCUCUCUGUGAGCGCCAAAACCACCUCUGGUGUUUAUUGCCAAAAAAGCUCUAUUUUGGUUUCAUCUGACCAUAGAACCCGAUCCCAUUUGAAGUUCCAGUAGUAUCUGGCAAACUGAAGACACUUGAAUUUGUUUUAGGAUGAGAGUAGAGGCUUUUUUUUUUUUUCUUUUUUUUUUAAAACCCUUCCAAACAACUUGUGGUGCUGUAGAUGACUUCAGAUUGUAGUUUUGGAGACUUUCUGACCCCAAGACACAACUUGUGCAAUUCUCCAGCUGUGAUCCUUGGAGAUUUUUUGGCCACUUGAAUCAUCCUCUUCACAGUGCUCGGAGACAAUAUAGAUACACGUCCAAUUCCAGGUUGAUUCAUACCAUUUCCAGUUGACUGGAACGUCUUAAUUAUUUCUCUGAUGGUGGAAAUGGGCAUUUUCAAUGCUUGUGCUAUUUUUCUUAUAGCCACUUCCCAUUUUGUGAAGUUCAACAAUCUUUUGCUGCACAUCACAGCUAUAUUCCUUCAUCUAACCCAUCUUUAUGAAUGACUAAGGGAAUUUAGCCUAUGUGUUGCCUCAUAUUUAUACCCCUGUGAAACAGGAAGUAAUGGUUGAACAAUUUCCUGUUCCUAGUCACCAGGUGUACUAAAAAAUUUAAAAUAUCACUGGGAAUAUACUUCAAAUAUAUUUUUAUCAUAUGAUUUCAUUGGCGUGCCAAUAAAUGUUGUACUAUAUUUAACAGAUAUUUUUUGAUAAAUAUGUUGUUUGCAAUUGUUUAUCCAUGAGAGCAGAGUAUUUUUUUGGAAUUUUUUUUAAACACAAGAUCAAAAGGUUAAACAAAAAAAGACAAUUUUUCACAGCAUUCUUUUGCUCAUAUCUAUCAAGGGUGCCAAUAUCAGUGGAGAGCACUGUACUCUGUCUAACAAGCAUGGUUUGGUUGACUAUGAUGCAGUGCCAUGUAGCCUCACAUCAUCCACAUUACAUUUUACAUUCUCAUUUCAUCAUUUGGCUGCCACUUUUAUCCACACUGACUUACAGGGUUAAGGGCCUUGCUCAUGGACCCAACAGUGGCAGUGUUCAUGAUCUGAACUAAAGCACUAAACCAUCACUGCUUUAAACAUGCCAAUAAAUCACAUUAACAUAUGCCAGAUAGGAUUCAUAUGAGUUUACUUUUAAGAGUUUUGGUUAAUGUGACUGAUUUACUUAUAGAAUCUCAUAAAUAUCAGAUGGGAUUGAAGAAUACAGCUGCAUGUGUUAUUUAUUCAAAUCAUGUCAUGUUGAAUGAACUAUUGUGGUAAAAAAAAAAAAAAAAAAAAAAACAGAAGAAAAUACUCAUUUUAAAAAUGGCAUACUCCAUAUUAUUACAGAACAGCUUGACAUUAAAUUAAUGUUCCGUUCUUACUGUACAGUUAAAACCAUCAAAAAAAUCCAUCUUAUUUACUUUUAAAAAUGAUUACCUUUAUGAAUGAAACCUGAGAAUUGUUCCAGAAAACAUAGAGUAUACUGAUUCCAGUAAUUACAUGAAUUCUGCACACAAAAUUAAAUUCAUUGUGCUAAUUAUCUGCAUACCUAUAUUUAGCCUGGAUAAUUGAAUUUAUGUAACUAUCGAUUUUAAAUGAGUUUAGUUAUUCCCACCAAAACCAUUUACUAUGUCCGUGCCAUCUGAGAUAGGAACACAGUUUCUGGCAAUUAAUUUGUAUUCCAUGCUCAGACCUUCAAAAUACACCACAGUGUCCAUGUGUUAAUAUGCAUCAGAGCUUGUUUUGUGUAAUUAGUAAAGCUCAACACCUAUGCACUCAAAAUCGGUUCAUCAGCACAUGCCCGUUACCUUGUUCUUGAUUAAUAAAUGUGUUGUAGCCAGUAGAAAUUAAUCUGUAUCAUUAUUUGACUACAGAAUUUUUAUCCUUGUUUUGUAUGUCCAAUGUGCAAAAGAAGAUUGUGUAUAAUUUUUUUUUUGUUAUUCGUUUAUUUGUUUUGUACAGCAUCUGGGUUAAAGAAAGGGUGCCUUAUGUUUACCAAGAAAAGCUGUUCUGUACAUAGAAUUUGUCCAAUGUAUCGAUUUUAAAGUAAAUAAUAUUUUAGUAUGCAA